Dictyostelium discoideum AX4 is the source of this 144-nucleotide messenger RNA. RefSeq lists its product as hypothetical. NCBI's taxonomy places the organism in Eukaryota, Evosea, Eumycetozoa, Dictyosteliales, Dictyosteliaceae. Bases 1 to 144 code for a protein of 47 amino acids. The transcript has a single exon. The record is from RefSeq and is a predicted model, not a curated record.
AUGCCAAACAGUGAUCCAAGUUUAUGUUAUAAUUGUUCAUCCAUUUGUGAACACACUCAAACUUUCUCGAGCCGUGGUGUAGAUGUAGAUCGUUGUCUUAAUUUCAAAACCAAUUACAACAAAAAUUAUUACAACAAAAAGUAA